This is a messenger RNA of Exophiala bonariae, 1191 nucleotides long. RefSeq lists its product as uncharacterized. The transcript has 2 exons. The record is from RefSeq and is a predicted model, not a curated record. Lineage: Eukaryota; Fungi; Ascomycota; Eurotiomycetes; Chaetothyriales; Herpotrichiellaceae. Gene Ontology annotation, cellular component: SMN complex; nucleus. The coding region runs from base 1 to 1191 and encodes 396 amino acids. Gene Ontology annotation, biological process: spliceosomal snRNP assembly.
AUGUCCCGCAAACGGCGCAACACCUCGUCGCCCGAAGCCGACUCCCCACCCGCGCCGAAGAGACACAACCCGGCGGCGGUGACGGCGCACAACGCUACCGCAUCAGAGUACGACAGCUCAGACGACGAGGAAAGCAAAGAGAAGCCGCAGUUCAAUGAAUACACGGGGCAGGCGGGUGCGUUCCCGGGCCUUGGGAAGGACAGCGAUGAGCUGUUCUACGGGCCUGCGUCAGAUGGCCUCGAGUAUUUGCGCAUGGUCCGGUCCGAAGCGAAAGGCGUGCCGCAGAUCCUGAGCGUCGUUCCCGCGACGACGACGCAGAACAUCGCCUCCAACGGAAGACAGCAUGGAACCUCAAACCACAACCACAUCGAAGACGGAGGAGGCUACUACCACGACGGCACCUACACAGCGCUAACCCGCGCCUCCGACAAACGGACCGACGACGACAGCCCAGCCUCGCACGCCCUACCACCUGCACAAGAACACUACCAUGCGGCACUGCUAUCGCAAUUCCACGUCCUACAGAAAACCCUCCGCUGCACACCGCCCCUGGAGACCAUCUCGUCGCUGCCGGCAUCAUCACUGAUCUCGCUGCCCGAAGACUCUCGCAAAGCGCGCACGCGUUGGGAAGCGCUCGUGUGCACGCACGACCCGCAUCCCGCACAGCUGGCCGUCAUGGACGCGGCAUCCGUGCUCGAGCUGGUCAAGCUGCUGCGCACGAAGCUGAUCCACCUGCUGCACGGUGGGGAUGUCAGGCGUGUCAGACGCGUUGGCGCGUGGCUUUGGAGCGUGCUGGGCAAGUGUCGCGAUCGGGGCGAGUUGGCGAGUGAGGAGGUCGGUGAGUUGAGGUUGCUUGCGCAGAGGGCUGUUUAUCUCCUGAUACGAGACGGUGGAGUGGAGGGUGAUGUGGCUUUGUUGGAUGCCGAUGCCGAUGCCGAUGAUGUUGACGGUGGUAGUCAAGAUGGGGUGACUAAGAGCGAGAAGAUGGUGGAAGUGGAAGUGGAAGAGGAGGGCGAGCUGCUAUUUGAUGAUGACGGUAGUGCUGGAGUGGAUGUUGGAUCGACUGCGGAUCGAGAUCAACUAGUGGCCGUGACGCUUGACAUGGUCAUUACAGUGGUAGGAGAAGUCUAUGGCCAAAGAGAUCUACUCGAAUCCAGGAGAAAAUGGCAAGAAAAGAAGAUUCCGAUUUGA